GGUCACUCGCUCUCCACCCGGACGCUCUCCCAUCCCUCCUUCUACCCCUACUACGUGGCUUUGUCUUGCUCCGCACCAGGGACCCAUCCAGUGCCCCACGGGGACCGGCCCCAGGGCUCUGGCCUGCAGGGGGGCCCAGCCACUGGAUCAGGUCUCCUGCUUCCCAUUAGUUCCAGUGAAUUCUUCUACACGGAUCCCCUGAUGCCCCCAGGGCACCGGGUCUACAACUACCUCUCCCACCCCUCCCAGCAGGUCUGUCAGAGUCUCCGUCUCAGCACCCCAGACCCCAUCAUGUCGGUCCGUGAGGCCUCUCCUCCUCCCUGCCCGCUGCCCCCCAGGGGCAUGAAGUGGCUCUCGCAGGCAGAGUACAAUGCGGUCAGUGCCCUACUGGAGCUGCCGUAUGAGGAGCCGGCCUGCAGCCCCGGGGAGAGCUCGCCCGGAACCCAACUCCUCCUGUCAGCCGUGGAACCGGAGUAUGGCCGGGUG
This is a messenger RNA of Terrapene triunguis (Three-toed box turtle), 486 nucleotides long. It is a transcript of the gene SAP25, whose product is annotated as Sin3A associated protein 25. The record is from RefSeq and is a predicted model, not a curated record. The annotation marks the transcript as partial. Lineage: Eukaryota; Metazoa; Chordata; Testudines; Emydidae. Gene Ontology annotation, cellular component: nucleus; cytoplasm. The transcript is spliced from 3 exons. Gene Ontology annotation, biological process: regulation of DNA-templated transcription.